This is a messenger RNA of Exaiptasia diaphana, 522 nucleotides long. RefSeq lists its product as uncharacterized. Lineage: Eukaryota; Metazoa; Cnidaria; Anthozoa; Actiniaria; Aiptasiidae. The record is from RefSeq and is a predicted model, not a curated record. The coding region runs from base 24 to 377 and encodes 117 amino acids. The transcript has 2 exons.
AAAUUACUCCUGGCACAAUCGCAAUGGAGAAACACCGGCUAGUGGUUCUCUGUCUAACGGUCUUAGUUAUUCUUACUGUAUUGAAGCAAGGCCAAUCAAAUACUGCGGAAACUAGAGCAUUAGAACGAAUGAAUUAUGUUGUUGGCGUAAUGUCAAAUUUUUGCAAUGAUUUUCAAAACAAUAGCAUUAGAAAUCGUCGGAGAAAGAURCAGAGGCGACGUCGAAGAAUGUCGCGACCCCAAAUUCGUCAAAUGGUGAAGCUUUGUCAAGAGACAAAGAAAAAGUUGUGCAACUGUGAYAGCUCGUCAUCUGGCGGUGGAGCAGGAGGUGGAUGGGGACGUCGAAAAAGAGCUGUUCGCUACUGGCAGAACGAGUGACAGACAGAUAAAACUGUAAAUGAAUCCAACGUUUCCAUAAAAUCUUCAUGAAUAACAACAAUGUAUAGUCUUUAAGCGUAAUAAAUUAUGAUCAAUAUCAUUGUUGCCCCAUGAUGCAUAGAAUGAAGAAAAAUCCUAUGAACAA